UGUGAUUAGUUAGUGUACUACACAUACAAACCACAUUUUGGAUAUGUGUAGUUAGUCAUCUGUGCGAUUUGCCACACUCGAAUACUGUGUCUCCAAUCCACAUCAAAACAUUAUUUGGUUUAGGUGUGGUGUUGUUUGCAAAUCGUGAAAGCGCAAUGAGUGCCACCCUCAAGCCGUACCUCUCCGCCGUGCGGCACACGCUGGAGGCGGCGAUGUGCGUCAACAACUUCUCGUCGCAGGUCGUCGAGCGGCACAACAAGCCCGAGGUGGAGGUGCGUUCCUCCAAGGAGCUGCUGCUCACGCCGGUCGUCAUCAGUCGCAAUGAUAAAGAGAAGGUUUUCAUAGAAACUUCAAUAAAUUCCGUGCGAAUUUCAAUCGCUGUGAAGCAAGCAGAUGAAAUCGAAAAGAUCCUCUGCAAGAAAUUCAUGCGCUUCAUGAUGAUGCGCGCCGAGAACUUCAUCAUCUUGCGGCGCAAGCCAAUUGAAGGUUAUGAUAUCAGCUUCCUCAUCACCAACUUCCACACCGAACAGAUGUACAAACACAAGCUGGUGGAUUUUGUCAUUCACUUCAUGGAGGAGAUUGACAAGGAGAUCUCCGAGAUGAAGCUCGCGGUGAACGCGCGGGCGCGCAUCGUUAGUGAGGAGUUCCUAAAACGAUUUUGAACAUUUUAAAAUUUACAAGUUAAUCAUAAGUAAAGCUGUAAGAAGGAAGGAAUGCAUUUUAUAUAGUACAUAAUAAUAAGUAUAAGUCUAAGUAUAA
Messenger RNA from Dalotia coriaria, 759 nucleotides. RefSeq names its product Actin-related protein 2/3 complex, subunit 4 (gene Arpc4). The record is from RefSeq and is a predicted model, not a curated record. The coding region runs from base 156 to 662 and encodes 168 amino acids. Gene Ontology annotation, cellular component: actin cytoskeleton; Arp2/3 protein complex. Gene Ontology annotation, biological process: actin filament polymerization; Arp2/3 complex-mediated actin nucleation. NCBI's taxonomy places the organism in Eukaryota, Metazoa, Arthropoda, Insecta, Coleoptera, Staphylinidae. Gene Ontology annotation, molecular function: actin filament binding. The transcript is spliced from 2 exons.